This is a messenger RNA of Ricinus communis (castor bean), 2532 nucleotides long. RefSeq names its product beta-glucuronosyltransferase GlcAT14B. NCBI's taxonomy places the organism in Eukaryota, Viridiplantae, Streptophyta, Magnoliopsida, Malpighiales, Euphorbiaceae. Gene Ontology annotation, cellular component: membrane. The record is from RefSeq and is a predicted model, not a curated record. Gene Ontology annotation, molecular function: glucuronosyltransferase activity. The transcript has 4 exons. The coding region runs from base 879 to 2132 and encodes 417 amino acids.
AUUGUUCUUGUUGUUGGUUACCUCUGUUUUUGUGUCAGAUUAGAUGUUGCUUUCUUCUGUUAGUUCCAUUGAUGUAAUGAUUUAAAUCCUUGAUUUCUUUUUUGAUUUGGGUUUUGUUUCUUUUACAUGAUCUCUAUUCACCUUGAUGUAAAUAUGAUUAUAUUUUUGGGCUGGAAGUUAGCUUACUUGUGGUGAUUUCAAAUUUUCUCUUUUUCUAACAUCUAUUUGUGAUAGAUUAUUAGGAUUAUUUUCUUACAUUUUGGGAUCUGCAAGAUGAAUUGAAUAGUUUUUUGCCAUUGUAAAAAUUAGUAAUUUUUUUUUUUGGUGUCUCUAUCAAUGGUUUCCUUUGGAAUUUGGAUACCCAUUAGUUCAUUGAUAAUGAAAAUUUAACUAAUUGUUUUUGUUUUGAUUUAUUUAUUGGUCAUUGGUCUAUUUUCUUGAUGCAUAUUCUAUCUCUCAUAUUUAAUAUUUUUUUUAAACAAACAACAAAUGUGCUCUCUUCUCCUCCCCAUUUUCCUAUGUUGUUCUUUGUUAUUUUAUUAUAAUUUUAUUCUUUUCUUGUCAGCAUUUCUGAUGAUAAAAAUAAACUAUAACUAGAAUUUUAAGCAAUCCUCAAUAUUCUUUGUUACCAACCACUAUGAUUCUGAUAUGUGUAUGUGUAUUUUGUUGUUGGUUGGUGAUUGAACAGCUGUAGUUACAAUCAAAGAUUUUGGAAAAUUUUCUUUUGGAGGAAAGUCAUUGAUCAUAGCAUUCACAAGAUAAGAGAAAAUAUUGAUUGUUGUAUGAUCUGGGUAUUUUGUGUCUCUCGAGAAGGUGAAUGAAGGGAUGAAACUGGGGAUGUGAGGAUUGGUUAUUGGAACCCAUGAUAAGGUAUUGCAAUGGGGUCCCUGAACAUGGAGAAGAAAUGGGUUUUUCCUCUAGUUAUAAGCUCUCUCAUCUGUGUAUUCCUUCUGGCAACUUCCUUCAAUAUGGGUCUUAUUUCUUCAUUACAUACCAUUAAUCAAAUCUUCAACAUAUUUCCAUCUCGGAUAAACCAAUCAGUGGAUGGUUAUGCGGAAAUGAGAGUUUCACAAUCUCCUCCUCAGACUUCUGGACUUCCUAGAUUUGCUUACUUGAUUUCUGGAUCUAAAGGUGAUUUAGAUAAGCUUUGGAGAACUCUCCAUGCGCUUUACCAUCCAAGGAAUCAAUAUGUUGUUCAUUUAGACCUGGAGUCUUCAGCAGAGGAAAGAUUGGAGCUUGCUUCUCGGGUUGAGAAACAUCCUGUUUUUGCUAAGGUUGGGAAUGUUCACAUGAUCAGCAAAGCUAAUAUGGUUACCUAUAGAGGACCAACCAUGGUUGCUAAUACACUUCAUGCUUGUGCAAUUCUUUUAAGGAGGAGUAAAGAUUGGGAUUGGUUUAUCAACCUCAGUGCUUCUGAUUAUCCUCUUAUCACUCAAGAUGAUCUUCUUGAAACGUUUUCAACCAUAAACCGAAAUCUGAACUUCAUUGAGCACACAAGUCAGUUGGGUUGGAAGGAGGAUAAACGUGCAAUGCCUUUGAUUGUAGACCCUGGGCUCUACUCAACAACAAAGACAGAUAUAUACUGGGCAACCCCACGCAGAGCUUUGCCAACGGCAUUCAGAUUAUUCACUGGUUCGGCAUGGAUGGUUCUCACGCGUUCAUUUGUGGAGUACUUAAUCUGGGGUUGGGAUAAUCUGCCAAGAAUCUUACUCAUGUACUACACAAACUUCGUCUCCUCUCCUGAAGGCUAUUUUCACACCGUGAUAUGCAACGUCCCCGAGUUUGCUCAGACAGCUGUGAAUCAUGACUUACACUACAUUUCUUGGGACAUUCCCCCCAGGCAACACCCGCAUACUCUUUCCCUUAAUGACACACAGAAAAUGGUAGAUAGCGGUGCUGCAUUUGCUAGAAAAUUCAGACAAGACGAUCCUGUCUUGGACACUAUCGAUAAGGAUUUACUUGGUAGGAAGAGUGGGGGUUUUACUCCUGGCGGAUGGUGCUCUGAUAGUCCCAAAUGUUCCAAUGUUGGGGACCCUAAUAAUAUCAAACCGGGUCCAGGAGCUGACAGAUUCAAACGCCUCAUUGCUAGAGUAGCUUUGUCAUCGAAGCUAAACCAAAACCAGUGUAAAUAGAUUCCUCAAUGAUUGGUAGCUUGCAGAUUAAACGAAUUUCGUUGCAGGGGUUCGCAUUCUUCUCAGAAUUAUUUAAGGUAAUGCUGGUGUCAUUAGGAUCAUAAGAACUCAACACUCUUACUUAUUGCAGUGGUCACAUUCUAGUAUAGCACAAUCAAUCAUCUUUCUUCUUUUGUAGGUUCUAUUCCUCUUAGAACUACUGAACUUGCUUCCCUCUACAUUUUUCCCAGAUUACAGUAUACACCCACCUGUACUUCCCUCCUUUAAUAUUUUUUUUUGCUUUUGGUUUGGGAAUAAUUAGUUCUUUCCUUUCCUUCUUCCUUUUGCUUUUUUACUUUCCAUGGCUCUGGAUAUGCAAAUCUUGCAAUGACAAGCACAAGUUAACAUCAUUUGUAUUGAA